This is a messenger RNA of Eurytemora carolleeae, 983 nucleotides long. RefSeq lists its product as uncharacterized. The transcript has 2 exons. The coding region runs from base 272 to 811 and encodes 179 amino acids. The record is from RefSeq and is a predicted model, not a curated record. Lineage: Eukaryota; Metazoa; Arthropoda; Copepoda; Calanoida; Temoridae.
AGUCUAAGAAGGGAUAAACCCAACUAAGCCGGUUUUACUUUAAACCAAGACUAGAAUAACCUUUAGUCUUCACUUUGUCUUACUUGGACGUAAAUAAACGCAAAACCUGGGUUUUACUUAGGUUUAAACUUUUAAAAUCUCAGCUCAUGAUAAAUCUAAAAUGGUUUUUAUUAACCCACAGUAAUUGAAGUUAAAAACAAUAUUGACCUAACUGCUUUAGUUUGGAAGAUUCUUUGGGUAUGAUCCAGAUAAAAGCUCUAAACUGGUUCUAAUGUUCACCGCACUCCUUUACCUGCCCCAGAUAGUCCUUCUUCAAUACCAUCAGCUCCAAUCAGGUUACAUAUCUCCAAUGGAGUCAUUCCUAACAGGAAACCAAGCCUCUUACACAGUCAACAAGAUCUUCAUCAUUCAUGUUAUGCACAUGAUCCUAGGUAUUAUCAUCCUAUUCGUCUCUUACGCCUUCAUCAACCUCUACUUAAACAGAAAACACAGCGUUCAGGUCACUACAGCGGAGAAAAACAACCCUUCAAAGAACAUGUUCUCUCUGAAGACCCUAAUGGUGGUUGGUGUAAUCACCCUGACUUUAACCCUUAUCAUUAUCUAUUUCCAGAUCAAGGCCCAACCCUUCCCCAUUGGUUCUGUAAUCACAAGUUUUCUGUUGACACUGAUCAACCUGUAUUUUGCCAGCAAACCUUACAUUGUUGAUUACUUUCUCCUUUUGCUUAGACAAAAACAAACCAGUUAUGAGAUGUUUUUCCCAGUAGUAAGGCUUCCUAUCAAAAUAAACAACCAAGUUAAUGUUAUUGGUUGAAGUAUUUUAGAUAAAUAUUGAUUGUGUUACAUCUUACAUCAUCAUGCUGUAAGAUGUAGCACAAAGGUCAAGACUGCUGUAAAAAGUUGAAUAAAUUUUUCAAGACAGUAUCAACUUUAAAGUGUCGAAAUGCUUUAGCAUUUGAUUUUGCGUAGAACUUUUAGCACUUGUU